UGUAUUGUUUAUGUUGCCGAAAUAUUUUACAAAACAAAAAAUUAUUAUGGGUGAAAGUUUCGAAAUAUGACAUAUUACAAUAAUAAGUCGUGUACUGCAGUGAAUAUAUGAGAAUAUUUUCCAUUUAAUUUUUGCAUAAAUAGCUAGAAAAUAUACAUUGUUGAGUGACGUUUGACAGGUGCCAGCUCACCUCAGUUUCUUGUCAGUACGUGGUUAAGUAAUAAAAAAAUAUUCUACAGGAAAAUAAUGGCUUAUGAAGCUAAUGCUACUAGCAAUAUUGAAAUUUCCCCUGCAUUUAUUGAAAGCUUGCAAAGUGAUUUCAAAACAUUGUCAGGGGAAUCGAAGAAAAAGUACCCUCAAGUGAAAGAAGCAUGUGAAGAAGCUAUAAACAAAUUGAAAAGUACUCAAACUUCUCCGCAAACCUCUAUUUAUUGUAUAGUUAACCAAAUUAUUUACCCGCUUUCACAAGGUUGUGAAACUAAAGAUGUGAAACUUAUACGAUUUUGUUUGCAAAUUAUGCAGAAACUUAUAACACAUCAACUUAUAGACCAAAAAGGUGCGUUGUACAUAACUGAUACUCUGUGGGCAUUGAUGGAAUUAGGAAUUGAAGAAGUAAAAAUUUUACAAACAGUUACGUUGUUAUUAACUACAAAUACUAUUGUACAUGGUGAUACACUUGCUAGGACGCUAGUACUCUGUUUUCGUCUACAUUUUGCCAAAAAUUCAACAACAAUUAAUACAGCUGGUGCAACUGUGCGACAGUUGGUGUAUUUAGUAUUUGAAAGGGUGGUUGCAGAAGAUGAGUUACUAUCAAAAUUGGAAAGUCAGCCGCAACGUGGUCCAGUUAAUUUUGAAGAUUUAAAAAUACCAAGUGGCGCACCCCCAAAAGGUUUGCCACCAUGUGCGGGAGAUGCUUUUUUACUAUUUCAAGAUCUGGUUCAGCUUGUAAAUGCGGACCAGCCGUACUGGUUAAUAGGUAUGACAGAAAUGACUCGAACAUUUGGACUAGAACUUUUAGAGUCUGUUUUAACCCAAUUUUCUGUAGUAUUUUAUAAGAAUGCUGAAUUUAGUUUCUUAUUGAAAGAAAGAGUUUGUGCUUUAGUUAUUAAACUUUUCUCACCAAAUAUAAAAUAUAGAAGCAAUGUUCCCAGUAAUAUACAGCAAGCCACUCCAUUUGAAAAGCCAUAUUUCCCAAUAAGUAUGAGGUUGUUACGAGUUGUUUCAGUAUUAAUUCAGAAAUACCAUGGACUUUUGGUAACUGAAUGUGAGAUAUUCUUAUCAUUAAUAGUAAAAUUUUUGGAUCCCGAUAAACCUACAUGGCAACGUUCACUAGCUCUGGAAGUUUUACAUAAAAUGACCAUCCAGCCAGAACUGCUCAAUUCAUUUUGUGAAUGUUAUGAUCUGAAUAAACACACUACUAGUAUUUUUCAAGAUAUUGUGAACUCUUUAGGUGCUUAUGUCCAGUCUUUAUUCGUCAGUCCUCAAUUACAAAUGGGUGCUGCAAUUGUGCCAGCUACCCAAGGACAGCCUCCAGUAUUUCUUGGAGGUUUACCAGCAGGUCCAGGAGUAUCUCCACAACCAGGAUUUCUUUUAAGAGGCGUUUGGUUGCCUAUUGUUGCCACAUUUCCCACAGGACAGGCAAAAUCAACAUAUUUAGAAAUGUUAGAUAAAAUAGAACCCCCUGUCGUCCCAGAUGGAUAUGGUAUAUCUGUGGCAUACGCUUGUCUAAUGGAAAUAAUAAGAUCGUUACAAAUAACAAUAAGUCCACAGCAACCUCCAGAUAAUGAAGCACCAGUGCCACAAAAACAAAACAGCAAAGAGCUGAAUUGCCAGUUAAUAAAUUCAAGUUGGUGUGGUCUGUUGGCCGCAUUAAGUCCCUUAGUUGAUGCUAGUACUGAUGAAUCCAUUACAGAGAAUGUUCUGAAAGCCAUACAAACAUACACAUCACUUUGUGGCCAAUUAGAUUUACAUACACCUAGAGAUGCUUUCAUUACUGCUAUUUGUAAGUCAUCGCUGCCUCCACAUUAUGCUCUAACAGUGUUGAAUACUGUUACAUCUGGAGUUAAUUUAAGACAAGGUCACAGAGAUAGUCAAGAUAUGAGUUCACCAAUAGUGGUGCAAUAUGGAGAAUCGGAUUUUAGACAGCAAGUAGUGGCUGUAGGUACGCCUUUACCAACUUCAUCAGUCCCAGCAGGUACUCAACAAGGUCCUGUAAUGCUAACAUCCAAAAAUUUGCAAUCAAUGAGAGCUCUACUAAGCUUGGCACAUUGUCACGGAAGUAUUUUGGGCACUUCCUGGCAUCUUGUAUUGACAACAUUGCAGCACUUAGUCUGGAUUUUGGGUUUAAAACCAUCUACUGGUGGAAGCUUGAAAGCAGGUCGAUCGAGUACUGAUACAAAUGCUGUUAUCACUACAUCUGUUAUGGCAGAUUUACCCGUGCUUUCUACUAUGCUCAGUCGAUUAUUUGAAUCCAGUCAAUAUCUUGACGAUGUUGCAUUGCAUCACCUUAUAAAUGCCCUCUGUAAAUUGUCACAAGAAGCCAUGGAACUAGCAUAUUCCAAUCGAGAACCAUCUUUAUUCGCAGUUGCAAAACUGUUAGAGACGGGAUUAGUGAACAUGUCAAGGAUCGAAGUGUUGUGGCGUCCUCUAACAAAUCAUCUCUUAGAAGUAUGCCACCACCCACAUAUUCGGAUGAGAGAAUGGGGAGUCGAAGCUAUAACAUAUCUUGUUAAAUCUGCUCUACAUUACAAACAUGCUAUCCCUCUAAGAGAAAAUCAAAAGUUGCAGACUUUAUUACUUGGACCAUUAUACGAGUUGUCUUCUGUGCCACAUGGCGACGUGCGUCAAAGACAGUUAGAAUGCGUCCUACAAAUUCUUCAUACCAAUGGGGAAACCCUGUCCCAUGGGUGGCCUUUGGUACUGGGAAUUAUUGGUGCUGUCAGUGAUCAGCACGGGGAAAAUCUAAUUCGGAUUGCAUUCCAGUGUUUACAGUUGGUUAUAACGGAUUUCUUGCCUGUAAUGCCAUGGAGAUGUUUACCACUUUGUGUGGACACCGUCGCCAAAUUUGGGUCCCAAACUCAAGAACUGAACAUAUCUUUAACCGCAGUUGGAUUAAUGUGGAACAUUUCUGACUAUUUUCACCAAAAUCAAGGUAAACUGAGCCAAACUCUUACAGAAGAUAACACAGUUUUACCCGAUUUUCCUGGCACUUUAAAUAUGCCAAGUUUCGAUAAACUCUGGAUGUGCCUAUAUGCGAGAUUAGGCGAAUUAUGUGUAGAUAGUAGACCAGCUGUAAGAAAAUCUGCCGGACAAACACUGUUUUCAACAAUAUCUGCUCAUGGGGGACUCUUAAAACAGCCCACAUGGCAAGCGAUACUAUGGCAGGUACUCUUUCCUCUUUUAGAUAAAGUUCGAAGUCUUUCAAAUUCUGCAAGCAGCGAGAAGGUUGACGCUGGUGGUAAUAUUUUGAUUCAUCACACGAGAAAUACUGCACAAAAGCAAUGGGCUGAAACGCAGGUAUUAACCCUAUCUGGAGUGGCCAGAGUUUUCAAUACGAAAAGGCAGCUAUUACAAGCUUUGGGUGAUUUUCCGAGAGCUUGGUCGAUAUUAUUAGAAUUUAUUGAAAAUGCAGCUCUAAGCAAAAAUAAUGAAGUAUCAAUAGCGGCAUUAAAGUCAUUCCAAGAAAUUCUGUUUCUGAGUAAAAGCCAAAGUGUAGAUAAUAAAGUAGUUUUAGAAGACAAAGAAAUUUGGGCUAUUGCAUGGAAAAUUUGGGUGAAGAUUGGGACAGAAAUUACGGUUCCUCUUAUCGAACAUGAAGGCCAUGAUGAUUUUUAUCUACCAAGCCAAACUUUCUUGACAAAUUUAGUCCAAAUAUUUCCAAAUGUAUUUCAGCAUAUUAAAACUAAUUUCAAUUUAGAUGAUUUAAAACAACUUGGUACAGUGUUAUCAAAUGCAGUUAGUGUACCAGUUUAUGGAGAGACAACUCCCUACAUAAUAUCAACGUCAUCUGAUUUAAGUCUAACUCCAUUACAUGACGGUGUGCUACAUGCCAUGGAACUGCUACAAAAGGAAGCUAUGCAGAGAAAUAGUUCUAAGAUGAUUCCAGAAAUUUUCAAACUUCUUCUAACUUUCGCAAAAUUUACUUGCUCUCCUCCAACAUUCACCAAGCUAGAGAGUAAACAAAAUAAAAUGUCAGACUGGAUAACAAUGAAUUAUGUUCCUUUUGGAGAAAAAGCAGUGACGAUGGUUGUUAAAUUGUAUGAAAAAACUGCUGAAAACCCCGAAGUUAUAAACGCAAACAUUUUAAAAGAGAUUAUCGUAACUUUACAUACGCCAUUAGCUUUAAAAUACAAUUGCAUUUCUAAUAGUAUAUGGAAAUUAGCUGCUAACAGUCUAAUUACGAUUCUCAAAGUUGGUCUUAAAGUAGCCCGAUCACAUGGGAAUCAAUUUUCAUCUAUGUGGGAUGAAUUAUCCACUACUUUAAAUGAUUUUCUGUUUCCAAAUACUUGUGCAUCAGCAGAUAAAGGUUUAGAAGAAAUGAUAGCUGAUGAGACAACAGACUGUCAAAUAAUAGAACUGUUACGAACAGAAGUAUUACCUUUUUCGAAAAGCAUCCCUAAAGAAUUCAUCAUGCAAGUAGUUAUUUUAUUAAAUAAGGGAUCGAUACACUCUGCUACUAAUGUGAAAACGGAUGGUGAUAUUGAACUGACUUUACGUGAAGAAUUUGCCAAAACUUGUUUUGAGACUUUGUUACAAUUUUCUUUAAUCGAUGGUGGAAAUAAUGGAAUGGUUAUUAGUAGCGAUGAAAAAAAUAAUGGUCUUGCUGGGCAUCUCGCAGUUACUUCAUUGUUACAUCGAUUUCAAGAAGUUUUGAAGAAGUAUAUCGAAGACGAAAAACUUACUGGAAAAUGCCCUCUGCCAAGGUACCGCCUCUCUGAAAUAUCUUUUGUGCUUAAAGCAUUAACGACUCUUAUAAUAUCUAUGAAAAAAGCCACAGCUGUGAAAGAAGACAAUAAAGCCUGGGAGCAACUUAUAAGUUUGUAUCCAUACUUGGUGGAGUGCACAACAACAACAUCCACGCAAGUAUCUAGACCAUUAAGGGAGGCACUGUUACAGUUCUGUGAUUUAUUACAGCCACCACAAAAUAAGAAUAAUAAUGUGAUGAAAAUUUCAAAUAAUUCUGUAAUAUAAAUUUUUAUUUUUUUGUACCUGCCUGAAGUUAUCAUAUCUUUAAAUCCGAAACCCAUGUAUGUACCUAAUCUUAUUUGUAUUAUUUUUUAUUAAACUAGUUUCAGAUACGCAAUAAACACAUAUUUCCAGUUUGUUGAAAAGUAUACUGUUUUAUUUUAAAUAAUCGAUUAAGAGUGAACUGAGGAAUACUUUGGGGGAUUCAACAAAAUAUUAUAUAUAACAGUCAAAGCAUGAGAUUUAGAGUUUUACUAGAAUAGUUCAUUGUGGUAAAAUUGAGAAGAGUAAGUGCUUUGCCUAAAUCUGUUAUGUUGAACGAAUCACUUACUAUAGUAAACCUUGUUUAUGUAACAGUAUUAUAAAAAAAUACUUAUAACUUUUCAUUUGAGAUAGUGUAGUUUUCCUGCAAUGAACUCUGAUGUAAAUUGUUUUUAUACUUGUGAUUUUAUUAAAGAUGUUAUUCUCAUUUUAUUUAUAUAAAUAUUGUUAAUUAUUU
Messenger RNA from Anoplophora glabripennis (Asian longhorned beetle), 5683 nucleotides. It is a transcript of the gene mon2, whose product is annotated as protein MON2 homolog. The record is from RefSeq and is a predicted model, not a curated record. The transcript has 15 exons. NCBI's taxonomy places the organism in Eukaryota, Metazoa, Arthropoda, Insecta, Coleoptera, Cerambycidae. The coding region runs from base 247 to 5190 and encodes 1647 amino acids.